Molecule: messenger RNA, 3104 nt
Organism: Saccoglossus kowalevskii
Lineage: Eukaryota; Metazoa; Hemichordata; Enteropneusta; Harrimaniidae
Product: glycine receptor subunit alpha-4-like
Biological process (GO): monoatomic ion transmembrane transport
Cellular component (GO): membrane
Molecular function (GO): extracellular ligand-gated monoatomic ion channel activity; transmembrane signaling receptor activity
Source: RefSeq, a predicted model, not a curated record
GAAACUUCUCAUACCUCACUGCUACAAUCAGUCUACAACGACAGAAAGAGUUGUUCAUUAUGUCAAGCUACCUUCCGAGCUUAUUGAUUGUCGUGUUGUCAUGGUUUUCAUUUUGGAUCAACCCGAACUCCGAACCAGCCCGUGUAUCACUCGUAAUGACUGCAUUAUUAACACUGUGUACACAGAUGAAUGGUAUCCAGGCAACAGUGCCUAGGGUGGCGCAUCUGAAGGCCAUUGAUGUGUGGAUGUCAGUCUGUCUCGUCUUUGUGUUCGCAGCACUAGUGGAAUACGCCGCUGUUAACUAUAUUAGUUUACAGACGAGGAAACAAAGUCGAAAGAAACAACAAUCGUUUGAGAUGAUACAUUUAAUUGAAGACAAAGAAAACAACAAGGUAAACCAUAAAUCAGAGGACGGAAGAACAAGCCACGUGUACACUACUUUAGAGUACGUUUUACCUUACCUCAGUAUGACAUUUUUACGUGCGGCAGUUAUAAUAAUACUGUUCAGUCACAUGACACGAAUGGAUGAUGUCACAUCACCAGUGGCGAUGGACACCGCAAAGGAACCGGAAAUAACAAAUUUGAGCAACGUGUUAGGAGCUGACUAUGAUAAACAAUUCAGACCGAAUUUUCACGGAGCAGCAGUUGUUGUAACAACCAGCGUGCAUAUUAAUAGCUUCCACGCAACAGCAGGAACGGAAAUGGAUUAUACUGUUACAUUAUUCCUUCGCACGCGAUGGAACGAUCCACGACUACGAUACCAUGAUGCCGCUAACCACAUACUGACAUUUCAUUCGGAUGGAGUUAGAGAAGUCUGGAUACCACCACUCUUUUUCCCAGAUGAGAAGUCUGGACACUUUCAUAAACUGACAACAGAGAAUAUACUUUUACGUAUUUAUCCUGAUGGAACUGUACUACACAGUGCAAGGUUCACUAUAACGUUAACCUGUAUGAUGCGACUAGAGCGUUAUCCAAUGGAUGAACAGGAAUGCAACAUUGAGAUUGAAAGUUUUGCUUACACAACUGAUGACGUGAUUCUGCAAUGGGCAGCAGAAGAUGAUGAUCUUGAAGCCUUUGCAGUCCCACAAGGGAUAUCAUUACCACAAUUUGAGUUUGUUGAUGCAACAAUUGUCAGACAGCUAAUCACAAGGAACUACACAACAGGUAGUUUCUCACACCUUACUGCGAUAUUCAGAUUACAAAGACAGAAAGAGAUGUUUAUAAUGUCAAAUUACCUUCCGAGCUUACUAAUUGUCGUUUUGUCAUGGUUUUCGUUUUGGAUCAACCCGAACUCUGAACCAGCUCGUGUUUCACUCGUGAUGACUGCCUUGUUGACGUUGUGUACACAGAUGAAUGGAAUCCAUGGAACGAUGCCACAAAUAGCACAUCUGAAGGCAAUCGACGUGUGGAUGUCAGCAUGUCUUGUUUUUGUAUUCGCUGCUUUAGUAGAAUACGCCGCUGUUAACUACAUUAGUUUACGGAUAAAAAGGCAAAGUCGACGAAAGCAAACAUCACCUGAAAUGGUCAGUUCACUUAAAGACAAACAAAGCACUGUUGCCAACACUGGAAAUAGAGAUGAACAAAAACAACUACAUCCUGCUGAAUCUUCGCUUAGAGGAUCUGACAACUCAGCCACUGAGUUAUCUUAUGGUUCUGAAAGAAGCUGCCUGUCUGUGUGUGAAUUAAGUCCUGAACAAAUUGAUUACUACAGUCGAAUCAUAUUUCCAGCCACAUUUAUGGCAAUUGCACCGUGUUUUACAGCAUCAAAGAAUCGUACAGACGAGCUAGUGUGUCUUGAUAUAUCAUACAGUAUGACAGCCUUAUAUCAUCUACUUUUAUUCAUCCUAAUUUCCAGUGCUCAUGUGACGAUACCAGCGACGACGCCGAUGACGAUGUCGACGUCGAUGAAUAAUACACAUUCAAAGAAGAGAAUCAAUGAAGUUUUAACAGGGAACUAUGAUAAGAAGUAUAGACCAAACAUGCAUGGACCACCUGUUAUUGUGACGGCCAGUGUACUCAUUAAUAGUUUCUACUCCUCUACAGACACAGGAAUGGAUUUUACAGUUACGUUAUUUCUCCGAACACGAUGGGUUGAUCCCCGACUAGAGUACACUGAUGAUGAAACCCAAACGCUGACGUUACACUCAGAUGGAGUUAAUGAAGUCUGGGUACCGCCACUUUACUUCCCAGAUGAGAAGUCUGGACAGUUUCAUAAACUGACAACGGAGAACGUGUUGUUGAGAAUAUACCCUGAUGGGACUGUACUACAUAGUGCAAGAUUCACUAUCACAUUGAGUUGUAUGAUGCAUUUAGAACGUUAUCCAAUGGAUGAACAGACAUGCAAUAUGGAAAUAGAAAGCUUUUCUUACACAACUGUUGACUUGAUUCUGCAAUGGGCACCAGAUGGCGAUACUCUUGAAGCAUUUGGUGUUCGGGAAGGAAUAUCAUUACCGCAAUUUAGGUUUAAUCAAGCAACGCCAGACAGAUCACGAACAACACGAAACUUUACAACAGGAAAUUUCUCAUAUCUCACUGCAACAAUCAGUUUACAAAGACAGAAAGAGUUGUUCAUUAUGUCUAGCUAUCUUCCGAGCUUAUUGAUUGUCGUGUUGUCAUGGUUUUCAUUUUGGAUCAACCCGAACUCCGAACCAGCACGUGUAUCACUCGUAAUGACUGCAUUAUUAACGCUGUGUACACAGAUGAAUGGUAUCCAGGCAACAGUGCCUAGGGUGGCGCAUCUGAAGGCCAUAGAUGUGUGGAUGUCAGUCUGUCUCGUCUUUGUGUUCGCAGCACUAGUAGAAUACGCAGCUGUUAACUAUAUUAGUUUACAGACGAGAAAAAGUCGAAGAAAACAACAAUCGUUUGAGAUGAUAAAUUUAAUUGAAAACAAAGAAAACAAUAAAGUAAACCAUAAAUCAGAGGACGGAAGAACAAGCCGUGAGUCAAAAGGUCCGGAAAGUGCAGUGAUUGGCUUUCAGUUCCGUGACGUCAUAGAUCACGUAAGACCCGGACAAAUUGAUUAUCACAGUCGAAUUGCAUUUCCUAUCGCAUUCAUGGUGUUCAAUAUAUUUUAUUGGCCAACGUACUUGUGUUGGCUUGAUUGA